This is a messenger RNA of Penicillium antarcticum, 561 nucleotides long. RefSeq lists its product as uncharacterized. The transcript has a single exon. The record is from RefSeq and is a predicted model, not a curated record. Lineage: Eukaryota; Fungi; Ascomycota; Eurotiomycetes; Eurotiales; Aspergillaceae. Bases 1 to 561 code for a protein of 186 amino acids.
AUGGACAGACAGAUCGCUUUCAUAUCAGGUCCGAUUAGCACUGGUCCCGAUGAAUCCUACUUCAACAUCCACUAUGUGACCAAGAUCAACGACGCUAUUGAGCGUGGUCAUGAUUUCGUUAUUGGUCCUAUUUCAAGCGGUGUGGAUGCUGAUGCACUCGCAUAUCUCCUUGCUUACCCCGUCUCUCCUGACCGAAUUACAAUCUUUAUGACUCAAGCGGAAGAUGGCAUAUGGGGUGAACACUUCCGCUCGAUGGGAGUCAACUUGGAGGUGGUUAAAAGACAGAUGACUCGCGAUCGGGAUGCGGCCCUGACAAGAGCCAGUACGUACGAUAUUCUACGCGUGAGAACCAAAGAAGAGGCUCGGGAAUUCUAUGGCCACAUGUGGCGUGAAGGAUAUAUCACCAAUACCGAGCGCAAUUGGAAGAGACGACGUGGAAUCGCGGAGAAUGAGAUUGUCGAGGAAGUGGAGAUCAAUCGUUCGAUGGGAUAUCCUUCAGACCCACCUGCGCCAGUCGAACAGGAAGGCCGUCUCGCGCAAAACGAGGUCUUCCAAGGCUAG